Molecule: messenger RNA, 13930 nt
Organism: Podarcis lilfordi (Lilford's wall lizard)
Lineage: Eukaryota; Metazoa; Chordata; Lepidosauria; Squamata; Lacertidae
Source: the annotation of a GenBank genome assembly
AGAUAGGUAGUUGUUUACCUCACCAAGAUCUUUCAUGUCAAAGUGCUCUUUCAGUUGAGCUAGGGCGCUAUUGUACAUUGCAACAUCUUUCCAAAAGAAUAAUAAAUCAUCAACAUAAAACAAACAGUACAGUUUCUUUUGCCCCUCCUCUUUGACAAAUACACAUGGAUCAGCUUUCCCUUGCUGAAAACCUAGAGAAAACAAUACUUCAGUGAGUUUUGUGUGCCAACACCGUGCACUUUGUUUGAGACCAUAAAGGGAUUUCUUCAGAGCACAAACAAAUCCCUGUUUUACCUGUACGCCAUCAGGUGGAAGCAUAUAAAGUGAUUCAUCUAGAGAUCCGUACAGAAAAGCUGUAUUAAUAUCAUGGUGACUAAUGUGUAGAUUUUCCUCUGCAGCUAGCUUAAGCAUAAGCCUAAUGCUUUCAUAUCUCACUGUGGGUGAAUAGGUCUCGUGAUAGUCUUCACCUGGUACCUGUGCAAAACCUCUGGCUACCAAUCUGGCUUUGUGUCUGACUAUCUUGCCAUUUUGAUCUGUCUUCGCUUUGAAGACCCAUUUGCUUCCAAGCAGUUUCAUUCCUGGAACUACUGGAACUAGCUCCCAUGUUUUGUUCCUUUCUAAGGAAUCAAGCUCAGCCUUCAUGGCAUUUAACCAUGGCUCAGCUUCCUUUGAAUCCAAACCCUGGAUCUCUUGGAGACUUGAAGGUUCAAAUACCUUCUUGGAGCUUUUAACAGCUGUUACUGCUAUCUUAGCAAACUCAUCAGCAAAUCUCUUUGGAGGUUUGCUUUUUGUGGCUCUCUGUGACCUACGGAUUAGCCUUAAGUCUUCAACACUCUCCUCUUCCUUCUUAGGAGAAAACGACCUAUUGUGAACAAUGGUUCCUCCAAUUCUUGAUCAGAGCUUUCAGAGGGUCGCAUAGAGGCUUUCGCACUCUCGAAAUCCUCUGAAUCACCCGAUUCAGUUUCAGAUUCAGACUCAGAACCUUCAUCAGUGGGUGUGGGCUGUUGUGGUUGCUUUUGACUAUCCUCAGUCUCAUCACCGUCAUCAGGAUAACAUUGGAAAAUUCCCACAUUCUCCCCCACUUUGCAUUGUACUCAACACUUCUCGUGAGCUUAAUUGUCUUAGAGUCAGUCAUCAUUAUUCUGUAAGACCCUUUCUGAUAACCUAGAAAGAUACCAUGCAAUCCACGCUUGUCUAACUUGGAGUUUUGUGGUGAGCGAACCCACAUGUCAGAACCAAAAAUCUUCAUGUGUUUGAUGUAUGGCUUCUUGCCAAACAUCUUCUCAUAGAGGUACAACCAAUCGCUGAAGAUAGCCUGCGAUUGUAACUGUAAACAAAACACGAGAGAGAUUCGGCCCAAUAACUCUCUGGAAGAUUGGCAUCAUGCAGCAAGGUCUUUAACCCUUGAAGCAAUGUCUGAUUUGCCCAUUCCGCAAGUCCAUUCUGCCAUGGCGAGCGAGGACUAGACAAAUCGUGUUGAAUUCCUUUCUCAGUCAGAAAAGCUUCAAACUGCUGAGAAGUGAAUUCCCCCCCGCGAUCACUGAAAAGAGUCUUUAUCUUCUUACCAUGCACAUUUUCCAACCAAGCACAGAAUUCCUUGAACCUAGGAAAAGCCUCCGAUUUCUGCUUGAGAUUGUACACAAAAAUAUAUCUAGAAAAUGCAUCAAUGAGAACCAUGAAGUAUCUAUUUCCACCCAAAGAGGGCGGUAGUGGUCCAACCAAAUCAGCAUGAACAACCUGGUAUGGUUCUGUAGCUGUCCUACUAGACACCUUACCUUUCGCAGCCAUUUUCACCUUGUUUGCUGCGCAUGCUUUGCACUUCAUGUGGUACCUGCAGGGUUUAAUAGUCAUACCUUCAACCAAGGCAGGCAUUUUAGAUACUGCCUCAAAAUGCAAAUGACCAAAUUUGCGAUGAAAAUCGUGAAUACAUUCUGCAUGCAAACUUUUGUUAGAACCUGCAAUGCAACAAGUGUCAUCCUGCACCACAUCAUCAUAAUACAAAACAAACAAAUGAUCAACAUAUUCUGCAUGCAAUACAUAAUCAUUUUUCUUUGUGAUGAUGCACUUCUUGUUCUUGAAGGAAACGUCAAUGUUCCGCUCAUUCAGCUGUCCAACGCUGAGCAGAUUAUGUUUGGCGUCUGGCACGUAAAGCACAUUCUGUAUCGAUAAGUCCAAACUGUGAAGAACAACAGUUCCGUAGCCUUUACUGGGAAUAGUGUGGUCAUCCGCCUGGUGAAUCGCACCUUCCUGCGGUGUAAAAGACACAAACAGUUUCUUAUCGUUGCACAUGUGGUGGGUGGCCGCUGAAUCAACAACGAAGAAAGAUCUAGACGUCUUCUGGACCUCUGCAACCUUUGGAGUGAAGCGUGAAACCAUAGCCUUGUGCUGCGUUGUCCUAGACACCGGACCUUUGCCUUUGCCUCGGCCUUUUCGCGCGAUGAGCUUCGCUGCGCUGCUCUGUCUUGGCCCUGGGAUGUCUGCAUUCCCUCUUCAUAUGGCCUAGACGUCCACAUGAGUAGCAUUUCACUGCCUUCAAAGCUUUGGCGCCAUCUGGUGGUUCCACUGCACUAUGGGAUGACGUCUGUGAAGACUUCCCUUGCCCAUGCAGCUAGCACCCCGGCGAUCUGCUUCAUUUAAAAUCACGGCAGUAACAAAGUCCACUGUCAGCUGAGCAGUUGGUUGCACAGCAAUCUGGGUUGCAACAGACUCCCAACCUGAACCCAAAGAUUGUAGUAUCAUGAAAGAAUACACAGCCUCUGGAAAGUUGAGUCCUCUCUGUUGCAGCUCAUGUCUCAGAUUUUGCAUCUCAAUCAGAUGUAAGCGCACAUCUCCACCUUCAGCAAGAGCCAUAUUAUGCAGCUUGUUAAAAUAAUACAUAGUGGAUCCAGCUUCUGUCCUUAAGUGAGCCUCUUUCAGAGCGUCCCAAAUUUCUCUGGCUGAGGUCUUAUCACGCAAUAGACAGAGCUCUUCUGGGGAUACUAUCAAUGUAAGAGUUCCCUUGCUUUGGAAUCCUUAGCUUCCCAUGCAUCUGUAACUGGAACUGGGGGUUUCUGUAAUCACCUCAAACAAACCCUCUUUCCGCAGAAUUGCCUCUGCAUACUGAACCCAGUCGCUGUAAUUUUUCUUGUUGAGCUUAGGAAUCCCACAAGCAUCCUGAAGGGCCAUCAUGACUCUGGCAUUAGCCUUCAGCGUCAUAUGCUGCUUUAAAUCUUGCUGCGUCACUGCUGCAGCUGCCUCAUUACAAAGGCACACUUAAAAGUUACUUUCGAUUUCCCCAGCAUAGUGACUUGUGCCUGGGAGCCUUUUGUUAUUCCCGGCAAAACCGGCUUUAAAAGUUCAAAGUCCAGCCAUAAAGCCAUUAACUUGAAGCUGGCAGGCUGCCCGGAGCAGUAGCACAUACCUCAUCAAUCACUUCUACGCGCAGAGCAGAUUCCGUUCCGAUCUGUUCCUCUGCAUUCCGAUCCUUUGCCGGCACUCCGAUUCGACUCCUGGGCCCAUAACCACGUGUUGAUUUAAGGCAGAGUCUGUUGUGCCCAGCGGAAGGAUGAGGAAAAUGUGCUCCAUACUCUAUAUUGCUUUAUUUACAGUUCAAAGCUGGUAUAUUACAGAAAGACAUCUUGCGUCUGCAAGAGCAGAAAAAUGCAUCCUCUCUCCUCAACAGCUUGGAGAGAAUCACACAGUGAAAAAACAGGAAACCAGUGUACGUCACAUCCAGUCUCCCUUUCCCGUGAGAAACUCCAACAGUACAGACUGUGGAAUGUAAAACAAUGUCUUGUGACUGCAGUUGCUGCUCAGUGAAGGAAAUAGAAACCAACACCUAUGAUGUAAGUAAUGGGCCCCGCCUGCUAGCCUGCUCCCUAAAAUAUCACUGGUUUGCUCAUUUCUAUAUAUAGGGUGCCUACAUUCUGCAGGGACUGGUUACAUGGCAACAUGUGCAAAUGGCUUUCCAUACCUAUUAGGUCCAUAAAUUACCAUAUAGCAUAUAUUCAACACACAAAAACAGCAGCAAUUUGUUGUUGACAAAGGACAGCUGGACAUACAAAGGGCCCCAUUACCUUCAGUAGCUUGGGGCCUCAUCAAACCUAAAUCUGGCCCUGCCAAUAAGGGGUGUGACUGGGGAGGUGAUAUUUGGUUCACCAUCCCUGAUCUAAGACUGAUUUGGUUCACCAUCCCUCAUCUACCAUAAAAACCUUACAGUCCUUCUUCUCCAUACACCAUUAGAACAACCCUCUCAGGGAGGUCAGUUUUAUUUUCCCUCCUGCUGCAGCUGGUAAACUGAGGCUGAGAGACAGUAGCCUUUCAGAGAGGUGGGGGCACACAUUAGUUUUAGCUAUAAGACUGGAACCAGAGACACACAACUCACAAAUUAUUCUCUGUCUCAGCUACAGACAAGCACUAUACAUAAUAAUAAUAAUAAAUAAUAAUAAUAAUAAUAAUAAUAAUAAUAAUAAUAAUAAUAAUUUAUUUAUUUAUUUAUUUAUACCCUGCCCAUCUGGCUAGGCUUCCCCAGCCACUCUGGCCAGCUUCCAGCAAAAUAUUAAAAUACAGUAAUGCAUCAAACAUUAAAGGUUUCCCUAAACAGGGCUGCCUUCGAUGUCUUCUAAAAGUCUGGUAGUUGUUGUUCUCUUUGACAUCUGGUGGGAGGGCAUUCCACAAGGUGGGUGCCACUACAGAGAAGGCCCUCUGCCUGGUUCCCUGUAGGUUUGCUUUUCACAGUGAGGGAACCGCCAGAAGGCCCUCGGAGCUGGAUCUCAGUGUCCGGGUAGAACGAUGGGGGUGGAGAUGCUACUUCAGAUAUACUGGACUGAGCUAAUCCUUCAGCACCAAAGCUUUGAAUUGCGCUUGGAAAUGUACUGGGAGCCAAUGAAGGUCUUUCAAGACCGGUGUUAUGUGGUCUCGGCGGCCGCUCCCAGUUCAGUAUUCUCAGGUACUGAAAGAAAACUGUGUUUGUGGUGGGUGGUAUACUAAGUAGCGUUAAGGGGUGCUUAAACCCUUUGUACACUAACGUAUUAAUCCCAUCAGCUUUUGCUGUAGUCAGGGGGGAGCUUUAGAUUUCAACAGAGCUGCACAGGCAAUUAGACCAUGAGUCUUUCACUAAGACUAGAAUGCAGCCUUAACCUGCUAUGUCAUUAGAUUAAUAGAGUCACCGAAUUGUAGAGUUGGACUAGAGUCAUCUAGUCCAACCCUCUGCAAUGCAGGAACCACAGCUAAAGAAUCAGAAACAAUAUAGGGUCCUGUGGUUCCUUAACAGCUAACAAACUUAUUAUGAGUUGGAUUUUGCAUGUCCCUUCCCUCCACCUUUUGUGCCUCCCCAACCGCCUAUUAUCCAGCCUGGGCUUCUAGUUCACAUAUAGCUGGAUAGCAGCCAAAUUAUGCAUAAAAUAUGGGUAUCCAGGUUGUAAUUUGAAUAAAUGAGUCUGAGCUGUCCUUCAUGUAAAGUUGCACCCCUCCCAUCCUUUGAUGCUUUAAGAGUACAGUUCCUACCUGUUAUUAUCAUUUCCCUUCCGGAUAUCAGACAAUUUGCAGACGGCUUUCUAGUGAUCUGAAAAUGCAACCAUUAUUUCCAUGCCUGCACCUGUUUCCAUUUUGCUGCUCUUUCUUUUGCAGGAGAAAGGGAAGAAACAUCCAUAAUGUUUUUUUCCAAGAAAGAAAGAAAGAAAGAAAGAAAGAAAGAAAGAAAGAAGACAGCAUCUUCUCUCCCAUCAACAAAUCUAACUGAGGCUGAGGUCAGAUUAUCUCUGGCACUGCUGUACGUUGCAGAAUAAUUAAGGGCAAAGCAUGGUUAUUACACAUAGCACGUCUGACAGCAAGACAAAUUAGGAGUGCCCCGGUCAAGAUUUAAUGACAGUAGUUGAAGCUGAUCAUGAAGAACUUGUUGAGUUGACAAGUUAAACCACAGACUAUCUCAGUGGCUCUUCUAUUUUUUUUCCCCUUUCACUUUUUUUGCAAUCAUCUUCCUUGUUCAUAUAAAAUACACACACCAACCUUUUCUUUUUCUUUUCCCUUUUGGUAUGAGGGGUGGAGGACCUCUGGUCCUUCAGACGUUGCUGGACUACAACUCCCAGCAUCCCUGACUAUUGUCAGAGCAGGCUGGGACUGACGGGAGUUGGAUUCUAACAGCAUCUAGAAGGCCACAGGCUCUCCGUCCCUGCUGUGAUGUCUGGCACUUGAAGGACAAGAGGUUUUUGUUAUGUUGUGGUAUUCUGAUGACCACCGGCUGCUUCAAGCAACUGGAGUUUGUGACAUAGCCAAGGUUCAUACCUUGUAGGCAAAACGUUUUGCGUUUUUCAAUCUUGCAACUGGGAGAAAGAAACAUUUUUAUUUUCCUUAAAAAAUAAUAAAUGAAAUAAAAGAGAAACAAAUAUGUUGAGUUUGGGAGGGGGCUAGAAAAUAAUGUUAAGGUUGCUAAGCUAUCAGAAGCAGUUUCUAGGUUUGGGGGUCGCUGUUGCUACUGACAUUUUUAGUAAUAAAAGAAUCUGCUAUAAAGUCCUCAAUUUUUGCUACAAACUCUGGAAAUAAUAAAAGGUGGUGACAAACAAUGUCUCUCUCUCUCUCUCUCUCUCUCUCUCUGUGUGUGUGUGUGUGUGUGUGUGCUUGAUUCUCAUCAGCUCAAUCUAUGCCAGCAAUGGAAAUGCUGUUUCCCUUAGAUAUUGAUGGACACCAACUCCGAAGAGCCUCAGCCCACAUGGGCGAUGGUCAGGGAUGAUGGGAGCUGGCAUGCAACAACAACUGGAGGACCACACACCCCUCGUUCCUCUUUCUCCCUCUCCCUCUGUCUUUCCACACAUCCACAGACACCAGUACAAGUGGCAACAGCAUCCACCAUGUUGCAUCCUCCACAAUGUCUGGGACCUUGCAUCCAUCUAGAGCAUUUUGUUGGUGCUAAAUGGUGACAGUCAAAACAAAAUGGUGGACAAGAUUUGGAGAAAAUUCUCCAGAGCACCCUUCUUUUUCAUGGGGGUCGGGAGAUGAUAAAAAUACAGGACGUUUCUCAGAAAUGUGUAUUUUGGCUGACUUUGGUUCAGCUCCAGGCUGAACUGCAAACUCUUUGUUGGCUGUUUAAUCUGGUUCUUGCCAUCUCAGAGAUAAAUGGAGAUACUAAAGAAUGGAAGUGAAGAGAGAGAGAGAGAGAGAGAGAGAGAGAAUAUCUUCCUGUCUAGCUACAGCUGCAGUCCUGACAGCUCCCAAGUCAGAGAUGUGGAACCCUUUAGCAAGCGUAGCCCAUCUCAGAGUUCGGUGUCAAAAGGCUGUGUGGUGUGCCAUUAAAAUUCAUUACUGUCACAAGAUGGAAGACCUCAACCAAUGCUUCUGACAGGCCUGAAAUCAACAAAUGAGAACGGUCAAUUAAAACCUAUUUUUUUGGAAAGGGCUGGGGCAAAUGUUGGCUAACUUUGCUGCCUAGAUCUGUGAUGAUUCCCGGUUGUAAAUUUCUCUUGCCCCCCCCCUCCCCCAGACACUUCUUUUCUCCCCCAUUUUCAACUUCUGAGCCAGGCUCACAUUAACUGUUUUCAUUAUCCCCUCUUCCUAAGCCUAUUAGAGUUUAACUAGGAAAAGUUGCAGUGAUGUUUUACCCCCUGCUUAAAUUGUCUCUGCAAGAAUAAGGCUCCCAGCUCCCAGCUGUCAGGCCUCCCAGAGGUUCAAUAGGCUUAAUCCUAAAAAGAUCUCAGCAUCAUUUCCAAAGGUUGUAAUGACAUUAAGUCAUCAGAUAAAACUGUUCUAUUGCAUCCUGUGAGUACAGUAGAGGCUCAGAGCUGAAUAGAGGCAAUGCGGGAGAAGAAAAACAUUCUCAAGACUUUUAUUCCCCUUAGGCCCAAUUCAGCGUCUGCACCUGCACAUGGAAACUGCUAAGUAGUGCCUCUUAGGAAACUACUUUAUGCCGAGCUGAAACAUUGGUCUACCUGGUUUAGCAUUGCCUACUACACUAACUGACAGAAGCUCUCCAGAAUUUCAGACAGAGCUCUUUCCCAGUCCUACCUGGAGAUGAAGCGGAUAGAUCCUAAGACCAUCUACAUGAGGUCUACCACUGAGCAACUGUGCUUAAUUAUUAUUAUUUUUAUUUAUUUAUUUAUACCCCGCCCAUCUGGCUGGGCUUCCCCAGCCACUCUGGGCGGCUUCCAAAAAAAUAUUAAAAUACUGUAAUACAUCAAACAUUAAAAGCUUCCCUAAAAAGGGCUGCCUUCAGAUGUCUUCUAAAAGUCUGGUAGUUGUUGUUCUCUUUGACAUCUGGUGGGAGGGCGUUCCAUAGGGAGGGCGCCACUACCGAGAAGGCCCUCUGCCCGGUUCCCUGCAACUUGGCUUCUCGCAGUGAGGGAACCGCCAGAAGGCCCUCGUCACUGGACCUCAGUGUCCGGACAGAAUGAUGGGGGUGGAGACGCUCCUUCAGAUAUACUGGACCGAGGCCGUUUAGGGCUUUAAAGGUCAGCACCAACACUUUGAAUUGUGCUUGGAAUUGUGCUUCUUCCACAUCACAUGUUGCAAAUUGGUAGCUAUAUCAUUUGGCAGGGCUGGCUCUACCAUUAGGAAGAGUGAAGCAGCCAUGUCAGUUGGAAGGUGUUGGGGCAGCAAGAUGUCAGAACCUACCUGUACCCUCCAAGCCAACCUGGUGCCCUCAGGUGUGGUGAAGGAUGUGUUGUACUAUGUUGGUUAGAAAAUGUAUUUCACAAAGAAUGAAUUGUAUUGGGGCGGGGGGUGGGAAACCCAUGUAAUGAAAUGUGCUGCCUGGAGGAGUUGGUGAUGACAGACGGUGGACUGAUAAUUUAUACACUGCUUCAAAGGUCUUUUGGAAGCAAGAAGACCCUCUCUUGGGCUCAAGAGAAUGAAACAUACAUACACACACACACCAUAUUUUUCUGUGUAUAAUACUCCCUGUGUAUAAGACGCCCCCUAUUUUGGGGGACGCAAAAUUAAGAAAAUGGGGGGAGAUUGUCCUGAGUUGUUGAGCUUUUUGGAGGGGGGAUUGUCAAAAAUCGCUCACCCACACGGUCACAAAGGCCGCCUAUCGUAUGUCCCCACGCUGGAAUAAGCCGCCAAUUGUGCAAACCUUCAUCCCACCCUAUAAAACAAGAGGAUGGGAGAGGAGAUCAAGGUUGAAGGCCACAUCUCCUUGGGGGAGCCACAGACCAAUGGCAAUGAGAAGGACCAAAGCAAAAAAGAUGACAAUACGCCACCUCUCUCUCCUUUUCUCCCUUUCAUUGUUCGAUUGUUCCAUCCUCCAUCAAUGCAUUAAUUCUCCCCCUCCCUCUUCUCACAUACACACCUGUUCACAAACACAUACAAACCAACAACAUCAUCCCUCCCUCCCCUUCAGUCACCCAUCACCCAUUCAUUGACUUAUAUUCUCUCUCUCUUUCUCUCUCUCUUUUCCCUCUCUCUCUCUGGCUUAGGGGCUGUAUUGAAAGAGAUGGGAGGACCACCAGUGACCCCUGGCUGCAGGUUGCCCACCUGUGCUAUUAAAACAUUGCCAUGAUGUCAUCCUUGCUAAUAUCCAAACAACCCACAAUCAAUUCUGCUUUAUAAUUUAAGAGCAUCCUCUGCAGCAAACCUCACAGAAAAAGGGGUGCAAUCUCGUAUAGUAAUUCUGUAUCUGAUACCUCUGAAUCAUGAAUUAUGUGCCAAGUGGCAAGGAAAAAAGAACAACAACAAAAUGCUUGGAGGGGGGGCAUGUUGAAAAUUGUUGUGUGAAUUCAGGCAUCUUACACUGCCCAAACCGCUCUCAAAAUCAAUAGGCGUUUUGCCCGCAAUUAGAGUUGUUACCAGAACUAUCAUCGCUCCGAGAAACAGUGCAAAUUAAGGGCAAUGUCCUCAUAUUAACACAUAGCUGGAACUGAUGGGAAGCAAUGAUGGUGCAGGGGUUUUGAGCAAUGGAAUAAUAUUAUUAAUUGGAGAAGGAUCUCUGAUAAGUUUGUUUUGUAUGGAUUAUUGACUGUUGAAUGGCUACAUUCAUUCUCUCGUGUGGGGUAUAUGUAGAAGGUGAUUACAGUGGUGCCUCGCAAGACGAAAUUAAUUCGUUCUGCGAGUUUUUUCGUCUUGCGAAUUUUUCGUCUUGCGAAGCACCACUGUCUUCAAAUCACCAAAGUCUUCAAAAACCUCAAAAAAGGCUACCACACUGCGUGCUAUGAGUUGCUCCUCGAAGUCAAGUCGCAAUUGCACCUCUUCAAGCAAUGCACCCUGGGUAUUAACGGUUUUAAGAAAAAGGAAACAAACUUGCAAGACGUUUUCGUUUUUUGUCUUGCGAAGCAAGCCCAUAGGUAAAUUCGUCUUGCAAAGCAACUCAAAAAAUGAAAAACUCUUUCGUCUUGCGAGUUUUUCGUCUUGCGAGGCAUUCGUCUUGCAAGGUACCAGUGUAUCCUGAUUACAACAUCCCAGUUAAACAGUUAAAACUUAAUUCUUUUCCUCAGGGGAAAAAACAUCAACCAAUGACAGAAUCCCAAGUAGAAUCUAUAUAAACCAUGGACCAUUUCUGGGGAAGUGUGCUAUCUGUGAAAUAUGGACUCCUGCCUUGGGGAGACAUUGCAAACACCAACGUCUUGUCCUCAAUGAAAUCCUUCUUUGUCUUCCAUUCAUAAUCAUAAAACUGGGACCCACAGAAUGAACUCUUCCUGGUAAACAGCAACUGUUUGGGCAUCUGCAUUCUCUGUGCUGCAACAGGGAGCAGAAUGUCUGUGACGGAACAGGUUUUAACACAACCCUUUCAUAUUGAACUGGGAUCAUAAUCAGGCCAGGGAGCUUUGAGUCGGAGUCAGGAGGUAUCAGUUUAACCGAAGUGCUUUGACAAUGUGUGUCACCACCGCCCUUACGCACUUAAUUAUAAAUUGGAGAAGUGUCAAAGGGACAAAGAGUGCUGGGGAAGAGGUGGGGGGGAGGAGGAGGCAGAGAGGAACAAAACUCACGAGAAGUGGCACUAGACAAUAUUUGCUAAACAAGGACUAACUUCAUUUAAUUUCCUUUCAGGAUGCAAAUGUGUCGCACUCUUCCCAGACAAUGGAAGGAGCAAUUAAAAAAAGGACAAGCGCCGCCGUGCGGGUCUGAAUAGAGCCACUUCAAGAGCUAGACCUUAAACAGAUGCGGCUUCUUUUGGCAACAUAAACAUAAAGGGGGACGGUGCUUCCUCGGGGUGGCUAUUGUCAAGCUGAGACUCUUUGGGGACAGCUUAAAAAAAGAAAGAAAGGGGGGAGGCGAUGGGUUCACACAGAGAUGAGACGCGCCCAUUGUGUCUUAACAACUGUGCCGCAGAGGCCUUGGUGAGGAGUUCUGGCACGCACCUGGAGUCCGGGCCUUUUUUGCUGCAAGGAACCACGAGGAGAGGACUUGGUGACCAAAUGAUUUAGUGGCAGAUGUCUAUUCCCAAGCAAGAGAGGCCCCUCAGCUCCGCAGAGCGACACAAGAGACUCUUCCGUCCCCUGCAGAAGAGCGUUGAGCCUUCCCCGCAGACAGCUGAGAAUCCUAGUAAUUUAUUUUACCCACCGCUGUGGCUCAGGGGCCCUCCUGCCUGCAGGGCAUGAAUUAUAAAAGCGCGCAGGGAGUAAUCGGCAGGGAUUUAGCAUGUGGCUUUGCUGAAAUUAAGAAAAAUCAACCCAUUUUGCAGCAGGCUUAAGGACAUUCCUUUGUGUUGUGCAAUUAGGUUUUUUUUAAAGGGAGGAGAAGGAAGAACCCUGCUGGCUCCCCACCCCCUCAAAUUCUAUCUUAAACCAUGAAAAAUUAAGUAAUAUAGUCUGCAAGUUAAUAAAAGUGUUAAUUAAGGCUGGAGUCCGAUGAAUCCUAAACGGGAGUAAGGCCCAUUGAAAAUCAGUGUGAUUUACUCCUGGGUAAACACAUCCAGGAUUGUGCUGCACAGGAGUUAAGGAAACACAUGAGUGUAAAAUUAGUGGGAAUUAACAAUGCUUAACUUUGGCUGGUUCAAGACGAUGCAUAUUAAGCAAAUAACACAAGUGAUUGAACACCAUUUUGCAUAUUGAUAUGCAUUCUGGAAAAUUCAAGAACUUUUGGGUUUCUGGGUUGGAUUAAGAAGAUUAUACAAUUCAAAAAAAUAAACAUGAUCCAGCCAAAAUUAAGCAGUUUAGAGUCCCCUGGAUUUCAAUGGGAGAGUUACACAUUUGCUUAACUCUGUCUCACUUAACUUCAAAGUACUAAGCUUUGCCUGCACAAUUAUUCAUUUUCCGAAUGAGAAAUUUAUGCUCUUCACGUAAACCUCAGGUUGCUAGAAAAUAUAGCCAAAGUAGCCAUUAAAUUUCUAGCUCUGUAACAUCUCUUGUUUAGGCUGUAUAUUUCCUUCAAAGGUGUGGAGGUGUGGGAACUGAGCCAUAUAUAUAUACUUCAGAUUUUGCCCUUGAUAUAAAUUAGAGCAUUUGUAUUGUAACAUGGGGCAAGAUGAAAUGGCAGUUAAUUUUUCUUGGUCCCCACCCCCUGCAUCCUGUAAACUAAAUCAAAAGUGGCUUAACCAAUCUUAUUGGUCCUUGCAGGAUGGAGAGUGGGCAAAUAUGUAGCACAGAUAAUGGUGCUCUGCUUGCAAUUAAUUCACACACUGCUCCUUCUGUCCCAGUGUAGACAAGAGGGGAAUACGUAGGUGCAGUUAGGACAAUUAGUGAGCAAUCCAGCAAGCAGGGCAAUGUAAAAAGCACCAGAAAACAGGCAGCCUGCCAGGGUACCCAGAUGACAUUGGCUCCCCCAUCUCAGGACAUCUGCCCUCUUUAUAACCUUUGUCCACCCUCGGUCCUCCCUCUUGCAUCAGGAGCCAAUGUCUGACUUCAAAUAGGUUUUCGUAUUGUAUCUAAAAAUACAGAUCCUUAGGCAAAAAGCUGCUUUUUCACACGGGGCAGUUCAAAAUCACAGGCGUAAUUAGUGGCUGCAAGGGGCUGAUUGCAGAAGCAAAUGCUUAAGUUCUACAAAGCGGCAUAUCCCAUUGAUUGGAAAAAGAAUGGGAGGAAAGUGGUUGGCUACCACAGCUUCUCCCAGACUCCCCUGCGGAGUACAGACAAAUGGUUUUCCUUUCUGCGUAUUCCUUGUUUCUGCCCCCAGAUCUUUCAAUGGGUGGAGGUAAGCUGUGGAGUCCCCCAAAUUUCUAUACUGUAUUGGGGCCGGUGCAAUUUAACUUGGUCAUCAGUUAUCUGGAAUCAUAGUCAAGUGGCUAGGUCUGUGGAACAGGGAUGGGUGAGAAAUUCAGUUCAGUUCACACAAAGGUGAAUCGACCUAAUUCACUUUCCAAAACAAUACACAGACAUCCUUCAAAAUGUGCACUUCUCCAGAAUUCGCAGCGCAGUUCUGCAGCUGAGUAACGUGUACAAAAAUGCAUAUGCUGGGGUAAAGUGUCCCUAAAAGGCACGUGUUAGUGGGGGGACGGACGGACAUUGAAUGCAUUGUAUUUGGGAAAAUGCCUCUGCGAAAUUGUGUGUAUUUGGCCUUCACAUGACAGAAAUUUAAAAAAUUGUGCAUGGCAUAAGCCAAGUGGAUAGAGAAAAGGAGGAUAUAGCUAUCAAGGGCUAUGAGCAAUGAUAUCUAUGUUCUGCCUUCACAGCUGGAGGCAGGAAUACUCCCGAAUAUCAAUUGCUGCAAGUCACAGAAGGAUCUUGUGAUUGGGUCCUGCUUGUGGGUUUCCCAUACACAUCUGUCAAGGACUGGCUGGAUGAUGAGGAGUGGUGGGAGAUUCCAGCUGGAGAACCCCCUAGAGAAACCUCAGAAGAGGAAGGCUCAGAGCCAGGGGAGUGGUGGUCAGUCAAUGAAGACCAGUCAGAGGAGGAAGGGGGUGAAGAUUGGCUGGAUGCUGAACAAGCUUGAGUGAGAGAGAGGAAGAAGAGGCAGAAAGCCCUGGAGACGUAGGAUAGGCAGAAGUGGGGGAAGAAGAAGAAGAAGAAGAAGAAGAAGAAGAAGAAGAAGAAGAAGAAGGGGAGGAGGAGGAGGAGGAAGAAGAAGAGGAGGAGGAGGAGGAAGAGGAGGA